AUGCUCGCCGUCCUCCCUCUCUCGCAGCCUACGUCCUCCAACAGCUACAUGAACAUAACCAACAGCACCUCUUCCAAUGGCUCAACAAUAAAGGGCUUUCCCCUCCUUGGGAAUUCGAGAAUACUAGCGGGCCCAAUUGUGGCAUCGCAAAGGGAUCAGGAACCUCCUACACCCAACUCCCUAAUUGAAGAAAAGUGUCAAACAACUCAGCCCACCGAAACCCCCUUCACCGCAAAAGAAGCUGCUGAGUUUGCCAGGAUGGGCGCCUGUCUGAUUGCUCUGCCUCCGGAGGAGGGGCCCUGGAAAGACCCUGUUUUUGGGAAUGGCAAUUGA
Thermochaetoides thermophila DSM 1495 is the source of this 333-nucleotide messenger RNA. RefSeq lists its product as uncharacterized. NCBI's taxonomy places the organism in Eukaryota, Fungi, Ascomycota, Sordariomycetes, Sordariales, Chaetomiaceae. The transcript has a single exon. The coding region runs from base 1 to 333 and encodes 110 amino acids. The record is from RefSeq and is a predicted model, not a curated record.